ACUAAGAUAGACGGAAACCGGAUAUCGGCGAUUAGUUAAGGUAAAUAGAUACGCGGAAGUGACAAUAUCUCUCGAUCUAUCGACCUACAACACUAUUUCGAAGAUUAAAUCUUAUGAAAAUAUAAAUGUCAAGUAUGGCAUCGCAUGCAUUGAGAUUACAAAAAUAGACAUGUGAUCUUUACAUUAUCCUCAAAUUUUGAUUCAACUUAGAGAGUAACCUAGAGCAAAUUUUGAUUCCUCUUUAAGUCUUAGAGAGUAACCUAGAGCAAUGGCAAGAUUGUUGAAUGACAUUCCAAGAUGGAUUCUUAUUGCUGUAUGGAUAGCAGGCAACAUAGGGAUGUUUGUGUAUGCUUACUUGUUAUAUAAACAGUCGGCAGAUUUCUACUAUCUCAGGCUUAUUGUAGGGGAUGCAUUACCAUGGGCGAGGGCUAGUGCUGCAUGCCUUAACCUCAACUGUAUGUUAAUAUUGUUUCCUGUUUGUCGUAACCUCCUUUCCUUUCUCAGGGGAUCUUUAAAGAGAUGCUGCAAGAAGUCAGUGAGACGACAGUUGGACAAACAUAUAACAUUCCAUAGAUAUAUAGCUUAUAUGAUCUGUCUACAUACUGCUGUACAUAUCGGAUCACAUGUGUUUAAUGUGGAACGUAUGUUUGUUGCUCAUAAUGGCAUUACAGAAGAAGAUAUUGAAUCAGAGGAGGAAAAUGUAAAAGGAGUUCUCUCUGCCCUCAGUAACCUUGACGAUGGUAACCCGUAUGAGACAUAUAUUAACCCUGUUAGAGAUGCUACUGAGGAACCAUCUCUGUUUGUAGUAAAGACGGUUGCGGGUAUCUCAGGACUUGUUGCUACUCUAGCUUUAAUAAUUAUGGUCAGCUCAUCAACAGAGGUUAUACGGAGAUCAUAUUUUGAGCUGUUCUGGUUUACACAUCAUUUGUUUGUGUUGUUCUUCAUCGGAAUAUGUGUCCAUGGUUUACAAGGUAUAGUGCGUGGUCAGACAAAUACAGAUGUACACGACCCCGAGGCUUGUCAAUAUAAAUAUGAUGAAUGGGGUCAAAUUGAUGAAUGUCCAUUUCCACAAUUUGCUGCUUCAAGUCCAGGUACAUGGAAGUGGGUUAUUGGUCCACUAAUACUGUAUUUUAUAGAAAGAGGUGUAAGAUUUAUACGUUCAAAGCAGCAAGUUGUGAUAAGUAAGGUGGUUAAGCAUCCGUCCAAUGUAUUUGAGUUGCAGAUGAAGAAGAGAGGGUUUAGAAUGGGAGCUGGUCAAUAUAUCUUCUUACAUUGUCCAAAAAUAUCCUACCUCGAAUGGCAUCCAUUCACCCUUACAUCAGCCCCAGAUGACGAUUAUUUCUCCGUACAUAUCAGACGAGUAGGUAACUGGACCAAUGACCUUGCCAAGGCUUGUCAUGUGGAUGAAGCUGAGUUCAAGGAAACUUGGAAACUACCUAGUGUGGCAGUGGAUGGACCAUUUGGUACAGCUACAGAAGAUAUUUUCUCGUAUGAAGUUGAUAUUUUUGUUGCUGCUGGAAUAGGUGUUACACCUUUUGCAUCUGUUCUAAAACAUAUAUGCUAUACCCUGACUGGCAGGUACAAGAAACAGGUAGCUGACCCAGACUUUAAGUUGAAGAAAGUUUAUUUUUACUGGAUAUGUCCAGACACCAAUGCUUUUGAAUGGCUUCAUGACUUACUACGAUACUAUGACAAACAGAUGGCGGAAACUGGUUUUACAGACUUCCUAAAAUAUUUUGUGUUUCUGACAAGAGGCUGGGACAGAAAUCUGGCAAAGGCUAUAGUUUUACAUGAGGAGGAUAUUUACGAUCCUGUGACGGGGUUGUAUCAGAAAACACACUAUGGUAGACCAAACUGGGACCAAAUUAUGCCAAAUAUAGCCAAAGAUCAUCCAGGGACAAAGAUAGGAGUGUUUUUCUGCGGACCAAAAGUGUUAUCGAGCACUUUACAUAAGGCAUGUAACCAGCAUUCAUCUAAAGAAGGGGCAACUUUCUACUACAACAAGGAAAACUUCUAAUUUGUUUCUGUAACAUUCCAAUUUAAUUGUAUGAAAACUGUUAUAUUUUGUGUAUUAGCAUCCACAGAGUUUUUAUGAGUUUUGUCAUUCAAAGAGAUAUGGAUAAAGUUGUUAAUAUGGCCAAAUAUACUUGCAGAAGUUAUAAUAUGAACCAAAUUCCUUGCCAGAUUGAAAAAUGAAAAAUUAAGAUAUGGAAACUCUUCUUUAUCAUACAUUUUAAUUAUGGUCAUGUUUAAUUUAUGCUUAAUAGGGCCUCAAUCAUUUUGCAUGGAUAUCUAAAAUAUAAAUAUGAAGUAUAUGACAGGAAAGCACAGAAGAGUAAUUGGCAGUUAAUAAGAAUCCUAUUUACUGUAAGUUUUAUACUAGAGUGUAAAAAAACUACAGUUUAAUAAUGUACAGCAAAUACUCAUGUUUUACUUUUUAUUUUAUGAACAUUCCAAAGAUAUAAUUGGAUCAUAUUAAUUUAUAUCAUAACAAUAUGAUGUUAUUUCAAACUUAAGCCCUAACCUGCUAAAUUUCUUAAAUGGGUCUUCUUUUAUUGAAGCUGUCCGUUAUCAACUUUGGGAAUAUCAAGAUAAAAUUGACCGCCCGCAUGACAUAACAACCCUUUACAUUGCUUACUUUUCUAAAAUUCAAUUUUAUAGCUCUUGAAAUAAUUAAAAAAGCUCCUAAAAUUGCUGAUUGUUACCUGUUCAUAUUUGUCUUUAAACAUGUCAAGGGAAAUAACUUUUUUAUAUUUUAAACGUCAGUGACAAUUUCUUUUGACUUCGCUUUAAGGGUUGAUUUCUAAUGCCAGCGCUCAAAUAUAAAUCAGUAUAGACCCUAAUCAAGAGUCCAUUGUUGUGCAGGCUGGCCUGGCUCUUUACUUAUCUUUCCAUUCCAUCAGGUAUAGUGUAAAUAAAAAUGUUUGUUGCAAUUUAACAAUUUAUACUAUCUCCUAUAUAUAUUUUUUUUCAUUUUUUAUACUCUGUUAUAUGUACAUGUCUGAUGGAAGAAAAGUUCCACAUAUUUAUCUAAUCUAUUAAUUUGUGACUUUUGUUGUAAAGUGUUAUACUUACCAACUUUUAAGACUAACAGUUUAAAGAAAAUGUAAGGUAAACCAAUAAUAUUAAUAUCCUAAUGGUUCAUGCAUAAUUUUUAUUGUUUAUACUCUACAAAUUAUAUUUAUAAUGAUAUUAGAUUUUUUUGAUACCUAGUAAUUAUUAAGUCCAUGAUUUAAAAGACGGAUAAGACAAUUAAUAAUUGUUCUAUGGUUAAGAGAGACUUGUAUAUGAUUCUUGGAUUAUGACAUAAUAAUAUAUCUACAACAAAUACUCAUAUCUAUAUAUAUAUGUUUUAGAAUUUAGACAUUUCCCAGGGUGAUAUUUCAGCUUUGAAUUUGAAAGUGACUUUUGUCCAACUCUUAUAGGGGGCAGGGGACAUAUUCGAAUGAUGGCCCCGGUCAAAUUUUUUAAUAACUCAGACAUGGUGUUUUGAAGGUACUGAUAACUUCUGAUAUUUCUCUGUCAUUGUAAUUCUUCCUUGUUUGUGUGUAGGAAAUGAGAUAUAUUUUUGGGUUUUUACCCGAAACUAAGCAUUUUGGUAGCUUUGUAUGUAUUUCUGACUCUCCGAAUGGAGGUGAAAAAGUUAAAAAUCAAGCUUUGACAGUUGGCGCCAAACAAGUAAGAAAUUUCAGAUAAAUUUUGUGAAAAAUCUAAACGUAUGACAGACACUUUAUUUGUCAUUUCUGAAAAUGCCAUGGCUUGCACUGCGUGUUACUGAUAUUUUUAAAGGAAUCGGGCGGAUUCUGGAGUAUGCUGCACCUUCAUGAAGAUUGCCUAUAUUGGUAUAUUUUAGGUGUGAUUUUGGCUGGGUGGGGGUAAAUAUAAAUUGCUGUCAGUCAUUUUUUGAAGGAGCAAUGCAUGCAAACUAUUAUUUUCUUCAAUGUAUGUCAUAUAUCAUUGAAUAAUGCUGUGCAACUGGUUAUCUGCCUGUGAAACAGAUUUUGAAAUAUUUGGAAUUGUGUUUCUGGUCACACUGAAAUACAAAAUUUUUCAUUUUUAGGUCCCCUGCCCCCUUAAGGAAAUUUUCAAAUUUAUAAAAUGCGUUGGAUUUGACCCAAAUGUGCCCAUAAACAUUCCUUCUACAUUUGUUAGUCAAAAUUUGAAGUGACUGGUAGGAUUUAUCAAGUUAUGUAGAGAAAGUAGACUGUCAAGUCAAGGGAGGUAAUAAAAAUUUGGAAUUUUGGCAAACACUGUACUUCACAAAAUGUGCACAUUUAUCCAGAAUUAACAGUUUUAUAUUGUGCAAAUUGACAUAAUAAUGCAUAAUUGAGCACUUUUAAUUGUUACAAAUGUACAUAAUGUCAUAUAAGUCAACAGUGGUAUCUUUACUGCAUUUUUAGGUGUAUGCCAGAAUAAAUGGGGUCUGGUUUCCUGUGAAAUUCAUUUUGGGACAUUAAAUGUGGCUGUAAUAUUGUUUUUCUUGCUAUAAUAUCCUUCCAAAAGACUUUAAAUACUCUGAAAAUACUUUAUGGUAUUAAAAUGAAGGUGGAAAACAGAAAAAUAACCAUCUCACAGGUUUCUGGCACUUGAUAUUAAGUAAAUCAUAUAACAGGCAUGGUCAUUGUACUAGUUACUUCCCCUGAAAUAGGGUCUUUUUUAAAUAUUUGAUUAAAUACAAAGUAACCGCAGUAUUCACUUUUCGAAGUUAACGUUUAAUGCGAAAUACUCCAUAUUUUAAGAAAAUAAAAGGAAACGCUUUAAUACGGGUCACAUAAAAAAUCUUAAGGGGGCAGGGGACAUAUUCGAAUGAUGGCCCCGGUCAAAUUUUUUAAUAACUCAGACAUGGUGUUUUGAAGGUACUGAUAACUUCUGAUAUUUCUCUGUCAUUGUAAUUCUUCCUUGUUUGUGUGUAGGAAAUGAGAUAUAUUUUUGGGUUUUUACCCGAAACUAAGCAUUUUGGUAGCUUUGUAUGUAUUUCUGACUCUCCGAAUGGAGGUGAAAAAGUUAAAAAUCAAGCUUUGACAGUUGGCGCCAAACAAGUAAGAAAUUUCAGAUAAAUUUUGUGAAAAAUCUAAACGUAUGACAGACACUUUAUUUGUCAUUUCUGAAAAUGCCAUGGCUUGCACUGCGUGUUACUGAUAUUUUUAAAGGAAUCGGGCGGAUUCUGGAGUAUGCUGCACCUUCAUGAAGAUUGCCUAUAUUGGUAUAUUUUAGGUGUGAUUUUGGCUGGGUGGGGGUAAAUAUAAAUUGCUGUCAGUCAUUUUUUGAAGGAGCAAUGCAUGCAAACUAUUAUUUUCUUCAAUGUAUGUCAUAUAUCAUUGAAUAAUGCUGUGCAACUGGUUAUCUGCCUGUGAAACAGAUUUUGAAAUAUUUGGAAUUGUGUUUCUGGUCACACUGAAAUACAAAAUUUUUCAUUUUUAGGUCCCCUGCCCCCUAUAGAGUGCGUUCCAUCUGCUUGACAGUGCAGGUGUUCCUGAUUCUAUACUGAUAUCUGUCUAUCUCCACAAGUGCUCAAUAUAUUGAUAGUUCCCCCUUUAGAUCUCACUCUUCAUAUUGUUUAUCUAUUUUUAUGUUGUUAAUAUGUACUUUUUUUCAUGACAUUUUGACAAUCUAUAUAUUUUAAUAUAUCUUUUUUUGUAAAUUUUCUCAAUAUAAAAUUUCUCCACAAAAAGUAUAGAAAUCGCCACUAUUAUAAGGAAAUAUUCAUUAAAGCAGAAUGUCUUCAGAUUCAUGGUACUUUUCAUGAAAAUUUUGAAAUUGUAUUUAAAAGUAAACUAUUGUGAAGUAAACAAUGAAAAUAAAUUACACGUUGCAUGAAGGUCAAUACAGUUUGCGUAAAGAACCAAAAGGAGGUCAAAAUAUCAUGCAGUAGAAAUAUGGUGAUAAAUACUGCAAAAUUAGUAAUUAAUCGCAUAAAACAUGUAAGUUAUUACUUGAAUCUUUUUACUUUUCCUAAAAGUUUAGUACAUUGUUUUCAAGUUGAAUUUCUUUAAAUAUUUUGGCUCAUCUGGAGGCAUGCAGCUUUAAUAAAAUGAAUGUAUAUUGGGAAAUAAUACAAUAGAACAAAGAGACACAAUAUAUGUUUAAUUACAUGAAAUCUGACACAAAGAAAAUAUGUAUGUUUUGUCAUUUUGUUUAGCUUUACAUAAAUGAAAGCUUUAGUUUUAAUAAGAUUUUUAUUUGCUUGCUUAUUUGAGAAAUUUGAACCAGAGUCACAUAAAGAAGUAUUGUCAAUUACAUGUUUCUUUUGAGUUUUAUUAUAUACAAAAGUUUAAUCUGUCUAAACAAAUUGUUCAGGAGCCACAAGAUUAAUAUAUUUUCAGGCACUGUUUUGUAACAAUGUCCUUUCUUGAACAAAUAUUUUUACAUACAUGUAGUUAAAUCGUUGGGUGAUUCUCUUUCUAGUCACAGAAAUUAACCGAGGAAUUUAGUGUUGUAAUUUGUAUAUGUUCAGCUUAAAUUUGUUCCUUGCGUUACAAAAUCGAGUACAGUAUUUGUUAAUUGGUAUGUUAUAUAAUAAGCAAUUUGUUUAAUGCUGAAGAUAUGUGUACAUGUUUUUGAGAAAUAUAAUUAAGCCAGAUAUUAAAUGUCUGAUUGGUUGAGGUUUUUGACUUUGGUGGUUCUACUCGGGUAGUUGUUUGUGCCCGACAUAAUGCACAGAGGUCUUUCUCCACCAGUAAAGCUAGCAAGUUGUCAUAUGACCUAUGCUGUGUUGGUGUUAUGUAAAACUCAAACAAACAAAAAAGUAAAACGUCACCUUUAUUUAAUUCCAUUCAAUUAAGGAUAAACAUUUGCUUGGCGUAAUUACAUAUUACAUGUAUAACAUUAUCAAGAACUUGUAAAUCAAAACUUGUUGAAUUAUUUAGAAUCUAGCUAGAUUUUCUAUAAGAAGCUGUCAGAAGUGCAAUAUAAUAAAAAAUGCAUAAUAAAAUGAUAGGAUAUUUUGCAUAUUCAUAUUUUUUUCUAUUUUCAUUGGGUUGAUUUAACUGGAAAAGAAUAACAACCAAUAUUAUUCUUGCAAUUUACUUUCUACAAUUUUAGAAGAUUUGAUAAGUAUUUUUUCUAAGAAUUGACAAAUCAGGUAUGUUUGAUUUGGGUAAAUAUAGAUCAGUCACAUUGUGUUUGUAAUUAUUUCAAUGUUUAGAGGAAGCUGGUCUUUCCUCUCUAUUUAUUAUAUAACAUUACAUAUAUAUCAGUUUUGUAAGCUACCUGUAUGUUGUCAAAGUGUUUGAUGUAGUUAUUUCUGGAUUUCUUAUGCAUAUAUAUUAUAGGGGCUUCCACUCUUGAAUAUAAACAUUGUUGUUUUUUACUUUUUUUUACUGCAAAACUUGCUCUCUUGUAGAAUAGUGAAUAGAGUGUGCAAUUAUCAAAUAUAUUACUAAGUUCCUAUCAUUAUUUACAUAAUUUCCAAACACUACUAAUACUUGUACAUUGAACAACCUACAUAUCAUUUUCUUGUAUAAUCUUGUAUUAUUUCUUCAUUGAGAUAUCCUGAUUUUAUUUUAUAAUGCUCACAAAUAUCAUGAAGAAAUUUAAUCAUUUUGAAAUUUUGUCGCUAUAAGGAAUUGAUCUUAUUCAGGUAAAAUUGUCAAGAAAUUUUUUUUAACAACGAAUAAAUCAUCAGCUGGCCUGAUUAUUGGAGAGACAGAGCUUUGAUUUUGUUGCCGUGUUAUAUUCUAUGUAUCUAUACACCGGUGCUUUACUAAGGCCAAAAAAUUAAAUACAUAGGCAUAUAUAUAUACAUGUUUGUACCAUGAUUCUGUGAAAUACUCUUGUUAAUAUAUUAAAGUGCCUUGUAUGCAGUACAAUAUAUAUAUUUUGUCAUUCUAUAUUAUUAUUCAUAUACACAAGCCUGAUUUCUUUAUUGCUUUAUAUUGUUCAUAAUAAAAUUUCUAUAGAA
Molecule: messenger RNA, 7900 nt
Organism: Ruditapes philippinarum (Manila clam)
Lineage: Eukaryota; Metazoa; Mollusca; Bivalvia; Venerida; Veneridae
Product: cytochrome b-245 heavy chain-like
Exons: 17
Coding region: 269-2017 (582 amino acids)
Biological process (GO): superoxide anion generation; defense response
Cellular component (GO): plasma membrane; NADPH oxidase complex
Molecular function (GO): superoxide-generating NAD(P)H oxidase activity
Source: RefSeq, a predicted model, not a curated record